Molecule: messenger RNA, 375 nt
Organism: Triticum turgidum subsp. durum (durum wheat)
Lineage: Eukaryota; Viridiplantae; Streptophyta; Magnoliopsida; Poales; Poaceae
Source: the annotation of a GenBank genome assembly
AUGUUGUCUCUCUUCUCGCAGAUGUCGUCAUUCCACUCGUUGCGUUAUAUCAACCUCGGGUCCCUGGUCCUAGCCUUCGGCUACACCAUCCUCGUAUCGGGCGCGUGCAUUCGGGUAGGUAUGAUGAGCAAUGCUCCGGUGAAAGAUUACUUACUGACCCCCUCAAAGUCUGGGAAGAUGUAUGUCGCCUUCCUCUCCAUCUCCAUCCUAGCCACCGUGUUCGGCAACGGCAUCCUGCCCGAGAUCCAGGCCACACUGGCGCCACCGGUGGCGGGGAAGAUGGUCAAGGGGCUUGUGUUGUGCUACACCAUGGUCUUCUUCACCUUCUACCUGGCAGCCAUCUCCGACUACUGGGCCUUCAGCAACAAGGUGUAG